GAUGGAUACUCCCAGCUAUCAGCCUACGAAAUGAAAAGGCUGAAGAACAUUACAGAGAACGCUAAAUUCUUUGCUGCUCUACAGCUGCACAAGUCAGCUGCAAGACUUAAGCAAAUUGCAACCAAAAGACAAUCCCAUGUCGUCAAAAGACCCAAGCCCAAGAAGGUGGAGGAGGAACCGGUCCGGCGGCGAUCCAUGCGCCUGCUCCGAGUGGAGCCCACAGGAAUUCCUAUGGUGGAGACACCUGCCCAGCCACAAGCAGAGAGAGAUCUGCAUGCAGAUGAUGAUGCUGUUAAGUGCACACCUGACAUCACGAGGUACCGGGAGAGCCUGAGCAGCAUGGUGCUGAGCGAGGAGAACAUCAGGAAGGUGGUGAAAUCCCGGGUGUGCUCCAUGGCCAUCCACCCCUCUGAAAGCACCAUCCUGGUGGCAGCUGGAGACAAGUGGGGGAAUGUUGGCCUCUGGAAUGUGGUGAGUGAGUCUGAGGAAGGAGCCCACAUGUUCACCCCCCACAAUUUCCCAGUCUGCUGCAUGCACUUCUCUCCCUGCAAUCCUGCCCACCUGCUGUCCCUCAGCAAUGACACUCUGCGCUGUGGCGAUGUCACCAGGGCUGUCUUUGAUGAGAUCUGCAGGAGUGAGGACAACUUCUCCUCCUUCGACUUCCUGGAGGACAAUGCCUGCACAGCCAUUGUGGGACACUGGGAUGGGGCUGUGGCUGUGGUGGACAGACGGACGCAGGCAAUGGCCCCGGAGCUGUCUGUGGACAUCGGCUUCAGGCGCACACGGACAGUCCACGUGCACCCUCUGAGCAAACAGUACUUUCUGGCUGCUGGAGCAGUGGAUGUUUGUGUUUUCGACAUUCGACACCUGAAGAGCAAGCAGAAUGAGCCUGUGAGCUCCCUCAAAGGACACAUCAAGAGUGUGGCCUCAGCCUAUUUCUCACCUGUCACCGGGAGCAAGGUGGUGACAGUGAGUGCUGAUGACAAGCUGAGGAUCUACGACACCACAUCCUUGUCAUCCACUGUCACAGCCCUCAGCGUCAUCAGACACAACAGCAACACAGGGCGCUGGCUGACCCGCUUCAGGGCCAUCUGGGACCCCAAGCAGGAGCACUGCUUUGUGGUGGGCAGCAUGGCACAGCCCAGGAGGAUCGAGGUCUUCCAGGACACCGGGAAGUUGCUGCACAGCUUCUACAACCUGGAGUGCCUCAGCUCCGUGUGCUCCAUCAACGUGGUCCACCCCAGGCAGAAUAUACUGGUGGGAGGCAACUCCAGUGGUCGCCUCCAUGUCUUCAAAGAGUAA
Acanthisitta chloris (rifleman) is the source of this 1302-nucleotide messenger RNA. RefSeq names its product WD repeat domain 76 (gene WDR76). Gene Ontology annotation, molecular function: DNA binding; protein binding. Gene Ontology annotation, cellular component: nucleus. The record is from RefSeq and is a predicted model, not a curated record. Lineage: Eukaryota; Metazoa; Chordata; Aves; Passeriformes; Acanthisittidae. The annotation marks the transcript as partial. Gene Ontology annotation, biological process: regulation of DNA damage checkpoint. The transcript has 10 exons.